Messenger RNA from Cornus florida, 786 nucleotides. Its product is annotated as protein ASYMMETRIC LEAVES 2. The record is from RefSeq and is a predicted model, not a curated record. The coding region runs from base 4 to 654 and encodes 216 amino acids. Lineage: Eukaryota; Viridiplantae; Streptophyta; Magnoliopsida; Cornales; Cornaceae. The transcript has a single exon.
AAUAUGGCAUCAUCAUCCAACUCGCCUUGCGCGGCAUGCAAGUUCUUGCGGCGAAAAUGCCAGCCGGAGUGUGUAUUCGCGCCAUACUUUCCCCCGGACCAGCCUCAGAAAUUCGCAAACGUCCACAAGGUGUUCGGAGCAAGCAAUGUCACAAAGCUCCUCAAUGAGCUCCACCCCCACCAGCGCGAGGACGCCGUCAACUCUCUCGCCUACGAGGCGGACAUGCGCCUCCGCGACCCUGUCUACGGCUGCGUCGGCGUCAUCUCCCUCCUCCAGCACCAGCUCCGCCAGCUCCAGAUGGACCUCAGCUGCGCAAAAUCCGAGCUCUCCAAGUACCAGAGCCUGGGGAUCACCGGCCACGGACUCAUCGCGGCUGCAGCCGCCGCCACCCACCACCACCAGCAACAUAAUUUGGGGAUCAAUUUGAUGGGUGGUGGCGGUGGCGGCAACCGGGAGCUCCACUACCACCACCACCAGUUUUUCCCCAGCAAUCAAGCUCAGGUGAUGAGGAGUACCUUCGAUGCCGCCGCCAAUUACGACGCCAGCAGCCUCCUCGGGAUGAAUGUGUCCGCCAGCAUCGGGCAGCUGAGUCAUUUCCAGCAACCCAGGGCGGCCGGUGGAGAUGACCGGCGGACACCGGUCGAUCCUUCUUAGGGUUUUUCUCUCUCUCAUCAAGCACCCAAACUAUCAAUGAUAAGUAAAAUACCCAAUCUUUUCACUAAGCUAUUGUUGGGGUUUUGUUGUUAUAUUAUUACUCUUAUUAUACUAUGAGUAUGAGUAAGUCUA